GCUUGGUGCUACCGUUGCCUGGAGGUUGUACUGGACUUGUUUUUCAAACAGAGGGUGCCUAGGUAUCAGCGUGGGCUCCUGGCGGUGAAGGGGGUGGCUGCUGACUCUCCUGUCCCGUUGGGGUAGGGAGAUGGGGGAGGGUGGCCAGAAGGAAGGUGACAGCCAGCAAGCAGGGGCUCUGCCACUCCUCCGUCAGCUGGGCACGUUUAGUCCCACGCCCACUGUCCUUGGUGUCUCCAUUAAUCCAGCCUGUGGGCCAAAGCUGACCAACUCCCCCACCGUCAUCGUCAUGGUGGGCCUCCCCGCCAGGGGCAAGACCUACAUCUCCAAGAAGCUGACUCGCUACCUCAACUGGAUUGGCGUCCCCACAAAAGUGUUCAACGUCGGGGAGUAUCGCCGGGAGGCUGUGAAGCAGUACAGCUCCUACAACUUCUUCCGCCCCGACAAUGAGGAAGCCAUGAAAGUCCGGAAGCAGUGUGCCUUAGCUGCCUUGAGAGAUGUCAAAAGCUACCUGGCGAAAGAAGGGGGACAAAUUGCGGUUUUCGAUGCCACCAAUACGACCAGAGAGAGGAGACACAUGAUCCUUCAUUUUGCCAAAGAAAAUGACUUUAAGGCAUUUUUCAUCGAGUCCGUGUGUGACGACCCUACAGUUGUGGCCUCCAAUAUCAUGGAAGUUAAAAUCUCCAGCCCGGAUUACAAAGACUGCAACUCCGCAGAAGCCAUGGACGACUUCAUGAAGAGGAUCAGUUGCUAUGAAGCCAGCUACCAGCCCCUGGACCCCGACAAAUGCGACAGGGACUUGUCGCUGAUCAAGGUGAUUGACGUGGGCCGGAGGUUCCUGGUGAACCGGGUGCAGGACCACAUCCAGAGCCGCAUCGUGUACUACCUGAUGAACAUCCACGUGCAGCCGCGCACCAUCUACCUGUGCCGGCACGGCGAGAACGAGCACAACCUCCAGGGCCGCAUCGGGGGCGACUCGGGCCUGUCCAGCCGGGGCAAGAAGUUUGCCAGUGCCCUGAGCAAGUUCGUGGAGGAGCAGAACCUGAAGGACCUGCGCGUGUGGACCAGCCAGCUGAAGAGCACCAUCCAGACGGCCGAGGCGCUGCGGCUGCCGUAUGAGCAGUGGAAGGCGCUCAAUGAGAUCGACGCGGGCGUCUGUGAGGAGCUGACCUACGAGGAGAUCAGGGACACCUACCCUGAGGAGUACGCGCUGCGGGAGCAGGACAAGUACUACUACCGCUACCCCACCGGGGAGUCCUACCAGGACCUGGUCCAGCGCCUGGAGCCGGUGAUCAUGGAGCUGGAGCGGCAGGAGAACGUGCUGGUCAUCUGCCACCAGGCCGUCCUGCGCUGCCUGCUGGCCUACUUCCUGGAUAAGAGCGCAGAGGAGAUGCCCUACCUGAAAUGCCCGCUUCACACUGUCCUGAAACUGACGCCUGUCGCUUAUGGCUGCCGUGUGGAAUCUAUCUACCUGAAUGUGGAGUCCGUCAGCACGCACCGGGAGAGGUCAGAGGAUGCAAAGAAGGGACCUAACCCGCUCAUGAGACGCAAUAGUGUCACCCCGCUAGCCAGCCCCGAGCCCACCAAAAAGCCUCGCAUCAACAGCUUUGAGGAGCAUGUGGCCUCCACCUCGGCCGCCCUGCCCAGCUGCCUGCCCCCGGAGGUGCCCACGCAGCUGCCCGGACAAAACAUGAAAGGCUCCCGGAGCAGCGCCGACUCCUCCAGGAAACACUGAAGCAGACGUGUUGGUUCCAUUCCGUUUCCAUUUCUGCAGCUUAGCUUGUGUCCUGCCCUCUGCCCGAGGCGCAACGUAUCCUGAGGACUUCUUCUGGAGAGGGUGGGAUGGAGCAGCGGGGGAGCCUUGGCCGAAGAGAACCAUGCUUGGCACCCUCUGUGUCCCCUCAGCCGCUGGACACCGGAAAGCCACGUGGGUCCCUGGCACCCUGCCUUUAGCCACGGGGCCCCAACCUCUACUCUCUGGGUUUCCUAGGAGUGUCCAGCUUCGGAGACCUACGAGGCCUGGGGAGAGUGAUGAGUGCUGGUCCUGACAAGAGGCCGCUGGGGACACUGUGCCAUUUUAUUUUGUUUCUGUGAUCUCCUGGCACAUUUGGAGCUGGGAAGACCACACUGGUGGCAGAAUCCUAAAAUUAAAGGAGGCAAGCUCCUAGUGGCUGAAGGUCAAGGAAUGGGUAAAAACUUCCACGUGGCUGUUUGAUGCAUCUUGACCUUCAUGGAAGACGCUUCAUGGGAA
Mandrillus leucophaeus (drill) is the source of this 2251-nucleotide messenger RNA. RefSeq names its product 6-phosphofructo-2-kinase/fructose-2,6-biphosphatase 3 (gene PFKFB3). The record is from RefSeq and is a predicted model, not a curated record. Gene Ontology annotation, biological process: fructose 2,6-bisphosphate metabolic process; fructose metabolic process. The transcript is spliced from 15 exons. Gene Ontology annotation, molecular function: fructose-2,6-bisphosphate 2-phosphatase activity; ATP binding; 6-phosphofructo-2-kinase activity. NCBI's taxonomy places the organism in Eukaryota, Metazoa, Chordata, Mammalia, Primates, Cercopithecidae. Gene Ontology annotation, cellular component: cytosol. Bases 131 to 1735 code for a protein of 534 amino acids.